Messenger RNA from Penicillium concentricum, 582 nucleotides. RefSeq lists its product as uncharacterized. The record is from RefSeq and is a predicted model, not a curated record. Lineage: Eukaryota; Fungi; Ascomycota; Eurotiomycetes; Eurotiales; Aspergillaceae. The transcript has 4 exons. Bases 1 to 582 code for a protein of 193 amino acids.
AUGCUCGGCACUCACUGGCUACCAGCCGCCCGGCUGAACAUCAACCAGGCGCGAAAAUUCUCCCUCCUUUCCACCCAUGCUUCAUUUCCCGCGACGAUGUAUCGAUACCAGCUAGCGCGCAAGGCCACACUAUAUGACGUGACCCAAGACGAGACCCGCCACAGGAAGGAUGCAAUCACUGUAUCUAAGGAUGGGUUGGUUCACGCAGCCAUCUCGAAGUCCAGCCCCUAUUCCAAUGGGCCAAUCUUCAUGCCCAAUUCUCGUCUUAUGCAGCAAAUGCUGCGCUUUGAUUUCGAGCGGUACCAAGAAGAAAUCGGCGACGGCAAAUCUCUUUUGGACCCCACUGUUAUCUGCGUUCCGCGAGGUACUCCCGUCCCAUCUGCUCUGGUACUAUGGAGAGAGGGCAUGUCUCGCUUUUCCCUGCAACCUUCAAGUCCUAUGGAAAUCGAAAAGCUGAACGACGUGCUUAGCGAGUUCUACGAGAAAUCUGCGAUAGUUGUUGGCGCAGAGGAAUGGAUUGAGAAACAUCCAUACCGGGAGAGCUUUGCUGACGAAAACGAGAAAGGAUGGAUGGAGGUGUAA